Molecule: messenger RNA, 4988 nt
Organism: Dicentrarchus labrax (European seabass)
Lineage: Eukaryota; Metazoa; Chordata; Actinopteri; Moronidae
Gene: slc39a6
Product: solute carrier family 39 member 6
Exons: 12
Coding region: 529-2715 (728 amino acids)
Biological process (GO): intracellular zinc ion homeostasis; zinc ion import across plasma membrane
Cellular component (GO): membrane
Molecular function (GO): zinc ion transmembrane transporter activity
Source: RefSeq, a predicted model, not a curated record
GCGGGAAAGCACCGAGCGGCACCGAGCGGCACCGAGGAGCGUCCACACAUCAACCCGGAGAGGAUAAAACACCGCGGUACCGUUCCCUGUAAGUCGUUUCCACACUGUUAGGAGCUCAUUGCGGUUGUUCUCUGCGGUCCGGAGCCGAACUACAGCACGUCCGCUCCGCACGGCGGCGGCAGUGGCGGGAGCGGCCGGGCGCAGUUUCCGGGUUUGCCGUCUUUGUGCACACGGCACCGGGCUGGUGCAGAGCGCACAAACCCAACGUGUUACUGUUUACCUCCGGCGGGUGUUUGUGCUCACACACGCAUGGCUGCUCGUACCGCGGCGGGAGGAGGCUUUUAUUAUAGUUUUAUGGCUUAAUAUCUUUUAGUCCGAGCCUCGGCAGCAGCCCGAGGCCUGAGCCCGGGCCUCGGCCACCUGGCAGCGGCCGUCUGUCAGCAUCCUCCCGAGGAAUCUACCGAAGAACCGCGGCUAGCAGGGUGGCUAACAGCGAGCUAACUCACUGUCACACACAGAAGAGAGACGAUGGACGAGAAGAAGAGUCGAGGCGUCGUGGCCUUGAUGUUUCUCCUCGCGGCGAGUUUGUCCGGCGGCGGCGGGUCGGCCGGCUCGGACUGCGGCCCGUCGACCGCGGAGGCAAACGGCGCGGCGCGUUUACUGUCGGCUGCGGUCGACUCACAGAGAGCCGAGCAGAGCCAGAGGCAGCACCUGGAGGCUCUGUUCAACAGAUACGGAGAGAACGGCACCAUCUCUCUGGCCGGGUUAAAGCGCCUCCUACAGAACGUGGGUUUGGAUCGCAUCAGGACCGUGAUGGUGCAACAUCACGAGCAAGCGGGCCACCACGACCACACUCAUCAUCACCACCACCAUCACAACCACCACGAAGGCCACCGUCACCACGACGACAACUCGCAUCACCAGAAACACGUUCACGCCGAAGACCAGCACAGCCACGGCGACCUGCGUGAAAGGAAGAGGUCGGCUCUGGAGGUCGGCGUCACGGCGGCGUACAGCGCCCAGCUGAGACAAAAUGGCCCUGAAACCACCAGACGGGUCGCUGAGAGCCAGACACAGGCAGCUGCCGUCAGCCGGGGGGAUCAUGACCACAAUCACGACCAUGACCAUGACCAUGAUCACGACCACGAUCACGAUCAUGACCACGAGGACCUUCCUCACAACCGAAGCGCGGACAGCGUAGAGUGUCUGAACGCCUCCAGCAUCCUCUCCUCACAUGGGAUGUCUCAGGAGGUGGGUAUGACCCUCAGUGACUUCAGCUUCCUCUGCCCCGCCCUCCUCAACCAGAUUGAUGGCGGCGCCUGCAUCCAGCACGGAGGACGCGAGGAGAGAGACCAUAAGCAUGGUCACGGUCACCAUGGUGACCACAACAACUCGCACCACAAUCACGGCGAGCGCUCUGAAAGCGGCAAAAGCAUCACAAUAGCGUGGGUCGGCGGGUUCAUCUCCAUCACGGUCAUCAGCCUGCUGUCCCUGCUCGGUGUCGUCCUCAUCCCGCUCAUGAACAGAGUUUUCUUCAAGUUCCUCCUCAGCUUCCUGGUGGCGCUGGCCGUCGGCACCCUGAGCGGAGACGCCUUCCUCCACCUCAUCCCCCACUCUCAGGGAGGCCACCAUCACCACCACGAGGAUUCUGGCAUGAAUUUCUCUGAGGGACAUCACCACCAUGACGAGCAAGAGGAAAACAUGGACGCUGUGUGGAAGGGCCUGACGGCUCUGAGCGGAGUCUACUUCAUGUUUCUGAUCGAACACUUCCUGACGCUGGGAAAAAUGUACAAAGACAAGAAACAAAAGAUCCAGAAGAAGUGGGACCAGAACGACAAAGCAGAUCCAGAGAAGCAGCCGGCUCUGCAAGACAACGACCUGAAGCCGACUGAAGAUGUGGAGACGAAUGGUGCCGGUAUGUUUGGUGAACACCCGAGCGGCCUGCAGGGCGGCGUGGCGGAGGAGGAGCAGGUGAUGCUGGCGCCGCAGGUGUCCGUCGUCACGCCGGGUUACAGCGGAGCGUCGGGGGCCGCGGCCUACACUGCCGAGGACUGCGAGAACAAGUGCCACUCCCACUUCCACGACACGGUGGGCCAGGCCGACAGCAUGCACCACCACCACCACGACUACCACCACAUCCUGCACCACCACCACUCCCAGAACCACCACCCUCACAGCCACUCCCACUCCUACUCGGAGCAGCACUUCCAGCAGGCCGGCGUGGCCACGCUCGCCUGGAUGGUCAUCAUGGGAGACGGACUGCACAACUUCAGCGACGGCCUGGCUAUCGGAGCUGCUUUCACUGAGGGUCUGUCCAGCGGUCUCAGUACUUCUGUGGCGGUUUUCUGUCACGAGCUGCCUCACGAGUUGGGUGACUUUGCGGUGCUCCUGAAGGCGGGGAUGACUGUGCGUCAGGCCAUCCUGUACAACGUGUUAUCGGCCAUGAUGGCCUACUUUGGCAUGGUGACAGGUAUCUUGAUCGGACACUACGCGGAGAACAUCUCCAUGUGGAUAUUCGCCCUCACAGCCGGACUCUUCAUGUAUGUGGCCCUGGUGGACAUGGUGCCGGAGAUGUUGCAUAACGACGCCGGCGACCACGGCUUCAGCCACUGCGGCUUCUUCCUGCUCCAGAACGCCGGCAUCCUGCUGGGCUUCUGCAUAAUGCUGCUAAUCGCCAUAUUUGAGCACAAAAUCCAGCUGGACCUGGGAUACUGAGGGAGGAGGUGGUUUCAUCCUGAGCUUCAUGUGCAUUUCAGUGUCUCCGUCAGAAAUGUAAUGUGGUUUUAUUUGUUCUAGACAGUCAGCCUGGUUCAUUUUGUAUUUCCACAAGAAGAAGCAUCCGCUCAAACACAGACAUCAACAUGUAAUCUAGGAAGGUGCCACGUUGACCCCCGACCCCCAGAACCCCUUUUGCUAACACAUUUUUCAAGUUUUUUUUAUCCUGUUAUGUCUGUAUGUAUGUAUGUUUUUUUUUAUUAGAUUUUUUGGAAGUUUUUCUGCUGCUGAGUCAAACCAGAUCAGUGUUCCAGUAAAUACCCAAAGUGCCACAAGAGAGCCACUGUUGGCCCUACUGGGUCACAAUCUGCAGGCCUUCCCAUAAGUACUAUAAGCUGAAAGUUUCUGAACACAAUGUUUGACAGUUUAACAAGAAAUUACUUUUGUUUUCUGAUCAUUCCAAAACUCAAACCAUCUGAAUCUAAACCAUUAAUCUACUAUAGUUACACUUCCAGUGCUCAGUUUGUGGUAGGGAUGGAAAUUGAUACUGUUUUUGAUUCCUGAUCAGAUCUCUGUGUGUGGAACAAGUAGCCUUACGCAGGUUCUUAGCAUUGACGCAGCUGUUUUAUUAUCUGAGUCUGAACACAAAGUAGAGUUACAGUAGUUUCUUUGUGAACUGACAUUCCUCCGUGCUCUAAGUUUCCAGCAGCGUAGAAGCAGGAAGUUGUUUGUUGUUGUUGUAUAUUUGCACAGCAACUGCCCUUUAUUGGUUGAAACCAGCUAUUGCAACUGAAUUUCACAGUGAGCUGAUCUGGAGUUUGGUGCCGUAUGUGGUGGCAGCUUUCGUCACCAACCAAUCCCCCCUCCUCCCCCCACCACCUUUCUAUAAAACUACUCUGACUCUGCAGACUGUGGCCUGCUACGUAGCCGUAGCCUGACAGUACCCCCACAGACACAGCUUAGCUAAUGUUUCAACACAGGUAGCACAAAGAAAUCUUUACUAACGGCAUGAAUGUGCUUCUAGUGACUGUAAAGGCUCCAGUGGACUGUCUGUGUUUGAAGUGCAGACCGUCUGAUAGCUGCUGCUCUUGGCUCUGUUCGCUCUGACUACAAGCAGCUGUACUCUUGCUACACUGAGCGCUAGUUAGCCUGUCACUCUGGCCACACCCCCCUAUGGGAGGGAGGGAGCUAUCAGAAUGAAGGGGUUUAGUUACAGUUCUGAAGAAUGAGAAUCUGGAAAGGAACGUCAGUUGCUUUGCUGUAGCCUGCUAUCACAUCUUUAUAGGGGGGGCUCAGAGUACCAGGUACUGUUCUACAUAUGAGGACUAAACACGCCGACUGUUUGGUUACCGCGCUGCCCUUUAACAAAAACGUAAAUUACUGGAGAUGGUUUGGAAGUCAGUGCAGCAGGAAAGACCUGUGGCCUUUUUAUUGAGCAGCAGACAGCCUGAUGGGAGCAUCAGACUCUGGUAGUGAUCAGAGGUAUAAUGGUGGAAAUCCGUCCGUUAAAUCAACCAGAGUUCAGCUUGAUGAAGGAAAAGGACCUUGUUGGUUCAAACUCUCACUGUUUAUGUUCCGAUUGGCAAAUGUGGGAUUACUGUUAUGGUCUGUUCUGAUUCAUAAUUUAAAAAUGACUAAAAUGAAAACAUUCAUGAUUGUGAAAAAGAUGCAGCUGUGUGUAGAAGAGACAGGGCUUUAGACUUAUAGGACUUGGUUCACUCCGCCUUCGUGGCCACGACCUUUGACUUCAAUGUGAAGUCUGUAUGAAGAACAGCCGGCUACAAAGUGCGGCGUUUGUCCAAUGAAGAGAAACCGAAAGCAAAUUACGGCAAGAAAAAGAGGAAACUCGUAGACUGUUUGUUUGUUGUAGCGUGUUUUUAAUUUAUUUUAUUGUUCCUGUUGUGUGGCAGCUCAACACUGAUUGUGUUCAGAGAAAACUAAUAACCUUUGUUACAAUAUUACUCCUGUUCUGUUUGAAUUAUCACCAACUGCAGAUGUCCAUCAUGAGCUCUGUAUUUCUUUGUCACUCAUGUUUCUUGAAAAGAGGCUCUGAUGUUUAGGUCAAGGUUUCCUCGCGGCUUGUGAAAAAGUCGAGACAUGAACCUCACUGUGUAUAUUACAUGUACAAUAUGUUACUGUAUGUAUAUAUUUGUGUACAAUGCUGUACAAGUAUGUGUGUCAUUAGUUUCAGCUGUCGACUCAAUGUUUGUUGUCUCAGUCACGUCAACACGAACCAAAAGAUUGAUUUAUAAAAGGUAGAGUGUGCAAAACAA